This is a messenger RNA of Mercurialis annua (annual mercury), 1072 nucleotides long. RefSeq lists its product as uncharacterized. The transcript has a single exon. The coding region runs from base 227 to 946 and encodes 239 amino acids. The record is from RefSeq and is a predicted model, not a curated record. Gene Ontology annotation, molecular function: ubiquitin protein ligase activity; zinc ion binding. NCBI's taxonomy places the organism in Eukaryota, Viridiplantae, Streptophyta, Magnoliopsida, Malpighiales, Euphorbiaceae.
GUUUAGAUAUAGAAAGAGGGCAGAAUCUGCGAACCCUAAUACCAAGUCAAGAUGAUUGAUCAACAAAUUUCCCUACCUUACACUUCUCUUCCCCUUCCUUCUAUCCCUCACUUCCUCCACAAAUCUUGACAACGAAUAUAUUUUUUCUACACCACCUCUCUUAUAUAUUUCCUAAUUCUAUUCAAAAACUUUCAAAUUUUCCUAACCCUAAUUAAUUCAAUCACCCAUGGACUCCAUCGCCUCUAGUUCCAAUUCCACCCUCCACCACCGCAUCAGGCCAACCCAACCGGUGGCGGAUCGCAUAUUCCGAGCACUCCGCCACCAACUCAAACUCCUCCACCGAACCGAUACAAAUUUCUUCGUCUUAGGCGCUACAGGAAAUGUCUACACCGUCACCUUAUCCACCAAUCCAUCAUGCACAUGCCCUGACCGUACAUCCCCAUGCAAACACAUAUACUUCGUUCUCAUACGCGUACUGGGCGUUUCCGUUCACGACACGUGUCUACGGCGAGGGACUCUCCGGCCAUGUAAGGUUAGCCUAUUAAUCAGCUUGCCCUCAUCGGUGCAUUCGCUAGCCAGUGUGGGGAUCCGCGAAACGUUUCAUCAGCUGUUUUAUAAGGUGAGUGACGGUGGAUUGUUGAGACCGAAUAACAAGAACGUGGAGAUUAAAGAAGGGACUGUUUGUCCGAUUUGUCUCGAUGAGAUUGAGAAAAAUGAUGAAGAGAGAGUGGUUUCGGCUUGCAGAACUUGCAAGAAUGUUGUUCAUGAAGAUUGCUUGAAGAUGUGGAAGAAAACAAGGGGAAGAAAAGGUGGAAAUUGCGUGAUUUGUCGAGCGAGAUGGAGAGAUAAUAGAAGUGAUCAAGAAAGAUAUUUGAAUUUAGCAGCUUAUGUUGGUGAUGAUGUUACUGCUAUGUAUCAUACUGGUAUUGAUGGUAAAUGUCUUUAAUCGUACGUGUAGAGAUAGAGCUGUUAAUUAGGAAGUGAAUUAAUUAAUGACAUUGUGGGAUGAUUUGUAAAUAAAGGAUUAAUAGAUUGUUUAACUUGAUUAUGAUUCAUUACUUGUUCUGUGUUA